This is a messenger RNA of Linum trigynum, 1113 nucleotides long. NCBI's taxonomy places the organism in Eukaryota, Viridiplantae, Streptophyta, Magnoliopsida, Malpighiales, Linaceae. The record is from the annotation of a GenBank genome assembly.
GUCGAUUAAAAUGUAGAUAAGUCUUGGGUGUUUGGGUGUGACGAUCGCCAAUACCAUCCACCCAAAGGUAAUCCAAAAUCCCAACUUUGCAUACCUAUUGCCGACCAUUUGGUUCUCAUUCUUCAAUCUUCAGCCUCUCAAAGAGUUCCUCUUUCGAUUUCUCAAUUUCCUUUCUUCUACUCGUGUACCCUCCGAGCUAACCCUCGGGAACCUCCAGACAGAGAGGUGAGGCAGCAAUGGCGUCUCUGCGGAACAACCCGAUCUCCAUCAAUCUCUGCUCCAACUUCUCCCCAUCAACCCAACAAUCCAAAACCCCUUUCACCGUUUCCUUCUCAUCCACUUUCCCCUCUCUCAAACUCGCCACCCACAACCGCGGCCGCUCCUCCGGUGGAAGCGCAGCCGGCGCCAGGAUGUCGGCCACCGCCGCAAGCAGCUACGCCACCGCCAUCCUCGACGUGGCCAAGGGGAACAACUCGCUGGAGGCCACCUGCGCCGACAUGGAGAAGCUCGAGAAGAUGUUUUCGGAACCAGGGGUCCUGGGCUUCUUCUCCAACCCAAUAAUCGACCUGGAGAAGAAGCGGCAAGUAGUGGACGAGAUCGCCGAGUCGUCGGCUCUCCAGCCUUACAUGGCCAAUUUCCUCAACAUCCUAAUCGAGGCCAAGCGGGUGGAUUUGGUGGCCGACAUUGUUAGAGAGUUCGAGGCCCUGUACAAUCGGUUGACCGAGACGGAGCUGGCGGUGGUGAGCUCGGUGGUGAAGUUGGAGUCCCAGCACUUGGCCCAGAUUGCCAAGCAGGUUCAGAAGCUUACUGGAGCUAAGAAUGUUAGGAUCAAGACCUCGCUGGAGCCUAGUUUGGUUGCUGGGUUCACUGUUAGGUAUGGCCCUUCUGGUUCCAAGUUGAUUGACAUGAGCGUCAAGAAGCAGUUGGAGGAGAUCGCUGCCCAGCUCGAUGUUGGUGAUAUUCAGCUUGCUGUAUGAGUUGUUCUUUUCGUUUCUCUUGUUUUCAGAACCCUCGAUGUCUGGUUAUUUAUAAUUUUUGUUCGCUCGGAAACACUAUUGUUUGGGUUUGUAAAAGUUUGUGCUUUGUUGGAUGGAAUCAAGAAUGCUGUAUAGU